GCCACUGGCAGAGAUAAACCCCACAGCUCCAGCCUCCAGGACUCCCAGUCUCAGCUGCUGCAAGGGGAAUGCAUCCAGGAAAAGUGAUGUCCUGAAAUUACAGCGCUGGCAUUUCCAAGGAACUCAGCAAGUGUCUCCCUGACUUCCCAGCUGCUGCCAGAAGGAACCCCUAGGUCUGUUCUAUGGAGGGCAGCAGCAAUAUGGGUUGGUGGUGCACGGUAUGCUGUGUUUGCACAAAUCUGAGUUGAGUGAGCUGGAACAUGUGACCCGGAGCUGCUCCACUCACCCCCUAAGUGCUUGCCCAUCUCAUGCAUGCCAUGUAUAUAUAGGCAUACUCCAUGGCUGACUUAUACCCUUAUUAUACCCUGUGAGGAGCCCGGAGGAGAAGCCAGCUGCAGGGGCUGCACACAGUGAGGCAGCACCCAGUACACCCAGGUGGAAACCAGUACAGCAAAUGAUGGGGUUACUGGGAUGCUAUGUAACCAUCGCCUUCUUCACGUGGGGCACUGCCAGGGCGCAGGGAGAGUACUGCCACGGAUGGGUGGACGCUGCUGGCAAUUACCAGCCGGGAUUCCAGUGCCCGGAGGAUUUUGACACCGUGGACGCCACUAUCUGUUGCGGCUCCUGCUCAUUGCGCUACUGCUGCGCUGCGUCUGACGCAAGGCUGGAGCAAGGAGGAUGCACCAAUGACCGGGAGCUUGAGAGCACCGGCGUCACUGCCCAACCUGUGUAUGUUCCAUUCCUCGUUGUUGGGUCCAUAUUUGUCGCCUUUAUCAUCGUUGGCUCUCUGGUAGCCGUCUACUGUUGCACAUGUCUGAGGCCGAAACAGACAUCUCAACAGCCAAUGAGGUUCACAUUGCGCAGUUAUCCUCCAGAAACUCUCCCUAUUAUCUUGACCAGUACUAACCUUCGAACUCCAUCAAGACAGUCCAGCACUGCCACCAGCUCCACAUCAACAGGGAGUUCAGUACGCAGACUCUCCUCCUCCAGAGCAGACCCCGGUUGUCUUGUGACCUCACCUCCACCUCCUUACUCUUCAGCACACGCCAUCCAUCUGAACCCAUCCUCUGCAUUCUUGGUCUCCACACAGUACUUCUCAUAUCCACUCCAACCAGAUGGAAACUCAAAUAAGGGCUGUACUGACUUCCGACAAUAGGAGCCUGGAUGACUUUCCUCUUUGUCAAAUAAAUUGCUGUGGACUCCAGCAUGGAUAAUGUGUAUGUAAAGACUUGAGACAGAAAGAAACAUCCAGAGCCGCCUUUUACAUAACAUUGUAAAGCACUUUGGAAAGGACAAGCAGUUCUGUGCAAUAUGUAUUUAGCAGAGAUGACAAUAAUGUGUGAUAGAUGAUUGACAUAUAGACAUUAAUGUUGGUGCUGGUGAUUAGCUGCUGCUGCGGAUACACUGGCCAGCAGUCAUGCUUCUGUGACAAAAAAAAUAAACGCACUACAAGUACUAUAUCA
Molecule: messenger RNA, 1463 nt
Organism: Pseudophryne corroboree (corroboree frog)
Lineage: Eukaryota; Metazoa; Chordata; Amphibia; Anura; Myobatrachidae
Gene: SHISA3
Product: shisa family member 3
Exons: 2
Coding region: 455-1156 (233 amino acids)
Source: RefSeq, a predicted model, not a curated record